CCCGAGCGCCAAGGACUUCCCGCUGCCCGUGUCCCGCCGCUGCCGCUGCCCCCCAGCCCGGCCCCAGGCGUCCGGCCACGGCCAUGGCCUGCCCUAUCCUCUUGCUCAGCCUCGGCCUCCUGGCCGGCCUGCUGCCGACGCUGGCAGCCUGCCCCCAGAACUGCCACUGCCACGGCGACCUGCAGCACGUCAUCUGCGACAAGGUGGGACUGCAGAAGAUCCCCAAGGUAUCAGAGAAGACCAAACUGCUCAACCUGCAGCGCAACAACUUCCCCGUGCUGGCUGCUAACUCGUUCCGGGGCAUGCCUAACCUGGUGUCGCUGCACCUGCAACACUGCCAGAUCCGUGAGGUGAGCGCUGGGGCCUUCCGCGGCCUCAAGCAGCUCAUCUACCUGUACCUGUCCCACAACGACAUCCGCGUGCUGCGUGCGGGCGCCUUCGACGACCUGACCGAGCUCACCUACCUCUACCUGGACCACAACAAGGUGACUGAGCUGCCCCGAGGGCUGCUCUCCCCGCUGGUCAACCUCUUCAUCCUGCAACUUAACAACAACAAGAUCCGAGAGCUGCGCGCCGGCGCCUUCCAGGGAGCCAAGGACCUACGCUGGCUCUACCUGUCGGAAAACGCGCUCAGCUCCCUGCAGCCGGGCGCCUUAGACGACGUGGAGAACCUCGCCAAGUUCCACCUGGACAAGAACCAGCUGUCCAGCUACCCCUCGGCUGCACUGAGCAAGCUGCGCGUGGUGGAGGAGCUGAAGUUGUCCCACAACCCCCUGAAUAGCAUUCCUGACAACGCCUUCCAGUCUUUCGGCAGAUACCUGGAGACCCUCUGGCUGGACAACACCAACCUGGAGAAGUUCUCCGACGGCGCCUUCCUGGGUGUGACCACGCUGAAGAACGUCCAUCUGGAGAACAACCGCCUGAACCAGCUGCCCUCCAACUUCCCCUUUGACAGCCUGGAGACCCUCACUCUCACCAACAACCCCUGGAAGUGUACCUGCCAGCUCCGGGGCCUCCGGAGGUGGCUGGAAGCCAAGACUGCCCGCCCGGAUGCCACUUGCGCCUCACCCGCCAAGUUCAGGGGCCAGCACAUCCGUGACACGGACGCCUUCCGCAGCUGCAAGUUUCCCACUAAGAGGUCCAAGAAAGCCGGCCGCCAUUAAACAGCCUUUGCUGAUGCACAGACCUGUCCACAACUAGACCCGUACUGGCAGGGGGACUCGGGAUGCCAGCAUGUACCCAGCUCCACCAUCUCCGGGUGACAGCGAGGGCUCCUUCACACCUGGCCCCCCCACCAUGGUUCCUCUCAAAGAAGCUGUUGCCGAGACCCCCAAGCCCUUCAGAACCAGAACUGGGUGGUCAUCAGGAUGGCCAUCCUUCCAGAAUCCUCCUUCCGUCUGCUCCCCUUACCCUUCCAUUUGGAAAUGAACGUCAGAUCUUUGCUCUGCUCCUCGUUUCCAGAAAGGAUCUUAAGCCUAUACUUCAACUCUGGCAGCCCCUGCCUGCCAGGAUGCUCUAGCAGGAUACUGGUGCUUUGCCAAAUAUCCCCCAUGCUGCAUUUCUUCCCCAGAUUUCUAUAAGUAUAAAUG
Pteronotus mesoamericanus is the source of this 1589-nucleotide messenger RNA. It is a transcript of the gene CHAD, whose product is annotated as chondroadherin. The transcript has 4 exons. Gene Ontology annotation, molecular function: protein binding. Lineage: Eukaryota; Metazoa; Chordata; Mammalia; Chiroptera; Mormoopidae. The record is from RefSeq and is a predicted model, not a curated record. Gene Ontology annotation, cellular component: extracellular matrix. Bases 84 to 1163 code for a protein of 359 amino acids.